AUGGUAAGCCAUGCUGAUUUGUCAAAAUCUGCAGUUUCAGAACCAGCAACAACAACACCAACACUGCAGGCUCCGCUCACUCCACAGCCAUCAGGAUUCCAACAACAACAACAGCAGAAGCAAAUUGGAAUGCAGCCGAUGCAACCAUUACAGAUGCAACCGAUGCAACCAAUCCCUUCGAUGAUUGGAAGUGGCGGCAACAGCAACAGUAGUAGUGGCGGUGGUGGUGGAAAGGAGAAGAAUAACAAUAGAUGGUUCCCAACCAAUGACAAUGACCCAUUCCUCUCCAUAGAACAAGAGAAAAGAAAACCGCAAUACAAAGCAGUCAACUGGAACGACGAGAAUAAAUAUGCAGAGAUUGUCAGCACUCUGAAUUCACCUUCGAUGGUUCCACAAUCUGCCUAUAUGCAACAGGGAAUGCCUGUUGCUACAAAUGCAUCAGAUGAAUCAGAUGAAUCAGAUGAACCAAAUGAAUCAAUAUCAGAUGAAUCAAAUGGGUCCGAUGAAGCCAAUCAACAUGCAAGGCAUGCCAAUGAACCAACAGCAAAUGGGUCAAAUGCAGCCUGCUAUGAGUCCUAUGAACGGAAUGCAACCGUUGCAACCGAUUAA
Molecule: messenger RNA, 609 nt
Organism: Heterostelium album PN500
Lineage: Eukaryota; Evosea; Eumycetozoa; Acytosteliales; Acytosteliaceae
Exons: 4
Coding region: 1-609 (202 amino acids)
Source: RefSeq, a predicted model, not a curated record